Zea mays is the source of this 1270-nucleotide messenger RNA. RefSeq names its product nucleic acid binding protein. Gene Ontology annotation, molecular function: zinc ion binding; RNA binding. Lineage: Eukaryota; Viridiplantae; Streptophyta; Magnoliopsida; Poales; Poaceae. The record is from RefSeq and is marked provisional. Gene Ontology annotation, biological process: mRNA splicing, via spliceosome. Gene Ontology annotation, cellular component: precatalytic spliceosome; nucleus.
GACUUGCCCCUUUGGCCUCUGUGUUCGUACUUCGCUCGGCAGAAACCUCUUGCUCCAGGGGGCGAACGCGCCGCCGCCUCCGACAGCCCCCUCCAGCCGCGUCAAAUCAGCGCCCUCCUCUGCUGCGCCGGCGGUCUCCCGCCGCAAAGACGAAGCCCCGCACUCCCUUAUCGCAGAUCCGUGCCCGCCGCCAUGACGGAGUAUUGGGUGAGCCAAGGAAACAAAUGGUGCGACUUCUGUAAGAUUUAUAUAGCAAACAAUUCCUUCAGCAUCAGGACACAUGAACUUGGUAAGCGCCACAAGGACAAUGUCACCAAACGACUGUCAACAAUGCAAAAAGAGAGUGAGACAAAGGAAAAGGAACAGCAGCAAGCUGCACGAGCCCUACAGCAGAUAGAAGCAAAAGCUAAAAAGAGUUAUCAAAAAGAUUUAGAGAAUAACCAGAGGAAUGUUGAUGGAGACACUUCUGCAGCACCUGGAGAUGGAUGGGUGCUUGACUCGGCGUCAGGAUAUUACCAUGACAAAUCUACUGGACUUUACUACGAUUCAAACUCUGGCUUCUAUUAUUCUGACAGUUUAGGCAAGUGGGUUACCCAAGAAGAGGCGUACAAGUCUGUGCAAGCUUCGAAAUCAGACGCUGGCCAAUCCUCAGCUUCACAAACAAAAGCUCCUGCUGCCGCAGAAACAGCUGUCCCCGCGAUUAAAGGAGGUGCAGCUCCAGGCCGGGUGGUAACGAAACCGUUGAACCCAAUGAGACCGAUUAAGGGCACUCCUGCUCCGUCUGCUGUUGCUGUUAACAAGAGGAAGAGGGAUGACGGCAAGCCCAAGGCGGUCUCCAAGGAGGAGGAAGCGGCCCUCAAAGCGCGGGAAGCAGCAAGGAAGAGAGUGGAGGAUAGAGAGAAGCCGCUGAUGGGAUUAUACAAGACGUACUGAUAUCUUGUCCUUGCCAGACUGCUACUACUCUUCCUCCAUGCAUACGGGUUUGCCAAUUACAGUGUGAUGUUGUAAAAUAAAUUUUUUUAAAAAAUCUAACCGAACGCAUCAUUCGCAGAAGGAAUGCCGGUAAUGGUGUGGCACUGGAUUUCAGAGCUUUUCUGCAUCAGCAAUGUGUGUCCACACGGUGUAAUACCUCAUCAGUGGUUCUUGAGUGAAUCAAGUUCCAAUUUGAAUCUUGUACAAGGAUAUGUUCAUUGUUUUUUUUACGCGGAUGGAGUGUCGUACUCGUACCAUAUCAUAUACUGCGAAAUGAGGAUGUGGUGACCGUUCUCGA